GCGGCGCCCAGCGGCACAGCGUCUCGACCGGCCAGGCUUUUGCCGCGACUAGCUCUGUUUCUGCUCGCCAUCUCCGCUCCACCCUUGGCUGCGCAGAAGUUUCCGUACAUCCCCACCACUAUUCUCCUUCCCGAGCUUUUAGCCAUUGCUCCCGAAAGCAGCAAUUUCAGCGGGGUCGAUUCCGACUUGGUCUAUAUCUUUACCCCCAGCGACAGGAGCGUCGGCGAUAAGCCCGCGGUCGAGCUUCUUUCCCUCAACAUCUCUACCGCCGUCGACAGCGACACAAGCCUCGAACUCGUCUCCUCCAGCCUGCCCUUUGUCGAUGAAUUAUCCAACACGACCACUUUCCUGCCGAGCCUGACCGACAACGGCACCCUCGUCGUCCAAGCGGGAGACUGCCAGUCCCCGACCGACUACAACGUGUGGACAUACACGCCUACCGGCCUGGGUCUGUCGUCGACAGAGGGCGUCUGGGCGAAGCGCCGGGUCGACAUAACUGAAGAUCAGGAUGGUUCCAUCCAGCCGGUGCCGCAUUUCCUGGGCGCCGGCAUAAGCUUCUCCUCGGAUUGGAGCCCCAGAAUGUCCGAACCUGUUUUGUACUCGUAUGGCGGCAUGUGUUCAUCGCCAACCGCAGACCCGUCAACUUGGCAAUCCAACGGGACCUAUUCGAACCGGAUGGUCCGCUUUACCCGGACCCAGGACGGAUCUCGCGGGGGUUAUGAGGUGUCCUUCCUCGCAGCUAGGGGCCCCGCCUUUCCGGCUGCCGGCUUCACCUUUACGGCUCUCACGCCCUCCAUUGCCAAUAGGUCGGAUACGCUGGUGCAAAAUAAACGUUACGUCAUGCUUGGCGGCCACACAGAGCACGCUUUUAUCAAUAUGAGCACGGCUGCCAUCUGGAGCCUACCCGAGGAGUCGUGGUCAUUCCUGGACAUCAAUGAACCCAUCCAGAACGACAAUGCCGACGACGAUCUUGGCCUCGAACUGGCCGUCAAGAAUCUCGCUGACCGGGACGUGUGGCACAGCGUGGACAGCCGGUCUGGCCACACCGCUAUACUAAACGAAGAGGGAGAUGCGCUGAUUAUACUUGGAGGCUGGGUUGGCAGCGUCUCGCAGGCGGCUUACCCCCAACUCGCCAUGCUCAGGAUCGGCGACUCAUACGGGGAGUGGACGUGGGAGAUUCCUGGUAGCCAGCCGGACGGUCCUGCCCUUUACGGCCACGGUGCCGCACUGCUCCCCGGUAACGUCAUGAUGGUCUACGGUGGAUAUGAGAUGACGAAUUCUGAUGAGAGACUCGAGAGACGGAGUAGCCGCGGAUCACCUCGGUUUCUGAAUCUAACGUCCAUGUCCUGGGGCGCCAGCUACGAAAACCCUGCAUAUACUGGACGGGACCACGGCAGCCCGGACUCGAGCAGCGGCGGCGCAAACGACAACGACCGCAUCCGGACCAUUGGCCUCGGCGUGGGUAUUGGUAUUGGGUCUCUCGCCAUCAUCGGAGCCAUCUUGGUCUGGUUCUGCUAUAGGAGGCGACUGAAGAGAAAAAACCGCGAGGACACGGUCCGGGGCCUAGCUCAGGACGCAAGCCGAUUCCUGCACGACGAUGAUGAGAUGAUGGAAAGGGAUGACCAUUGGUCUCAACAGUCCUGGUAUGUCGGCGGCCGCGGGCCGUAUGACCUGGUAGGGGGCAGAUCCCUCGGGUACGAGACGCUCCGAAGCAGCCGCAGCUCGCUGGGCGGUUACGGAAGACAACCCGCCCCUGCGUUGUUUGCUCCGCGCAAGCCAGUCCCCCGGGCGGCACGAGGUGCCUAUCAGCCCGCCUUAUCCCACCCAGGCAGUUUAACGAGCCCGGGUCACAUUCACCCGAUUUACGAGGCCGAUGAAGAGGAUCCGGACGACCCUGCUGAGCAGGCUAAGAAUGCUGUGAAUGCUCGCGUCCCCCACGCUACGCCCGGCACGCCUACCUCGCCUACUUAUUCCGAUCCGUUCGCCACGCCUACAGCAGGCUUGACGUCUGCCCCGGCCACGUACUUCCCGCCCACCCGCGCCAGCGCCACGCCCAGUCCCGAGAGAGACCUGCAGCGCCACCGGAUCGACCCUGAAGUCCAAGACUGGAAAUCCGAUAUAGACGCGGCCGAGGCCCUCCUCGCGCAAAUACCGCCCCGCUCCCGCACUGGUGGUAUCAACCUCCGCGACUCGCCGACACGGCGGCCUUCCAUGCGUUCCGCCGCGUCUACGCCUUUACCGUCUGGGGUAGACGAUAUCGAGCGCUCAGCUAGUGGGCUCUCGGACUCAAACCGCAGUGCUCUAAGUAGCUUGGUCUCGCGCUCGCUCCUGGCAGGGGCCAACGCCGCCGCUGCCGCCGCUGCUACAACAGGAGCAAACACCAACAACGACGACCGUGUCGGGACCUCCGGCUCCAAUUCGAGUGGCAGCACCAACACCUUCACAACUGCUACAACUGGCUUCGGAGCCCUCCAGGCUGAGGGUCCAUCGCUUCUGCAAGGGACGGAGGAGCGGGAGGGUCAUCAACAACACCGUCGCGGAGACAGUUACCCGGGCGGAGACGAUGAGGACGAUAUCCUCGUUCCCGGAAGCCCCAGCAAGAGCAAACCUCGCCGUCAGCAGGGGUGGCUUGGCAGCAUACGACGUGUGUUCAGUGCCGGAGGCGGUGCAGGGCGGCCAGGGAGCGGCAGCAGCGGGAGCAGCGUCGGCCCCUCACGCCGGUCACUAGAUGGGCAGGACGAAAUCUCAACCACCUAUGAGCCCCGCGUUCUCGGGCUGUCCAAUAUCGGAGGCGGCGAGUUGCUGCGACGGAAACAGGGCAGGCGAGGCUGGGGAGUCGACGGUGCGGGGGAGCAUGCGAGCGAGAAGACGGCAAGAGGUGAGGCCUCACGGGGACCGGCAUAUGAUGGCGAAGGCGGAGGGCUAGAAGACGACUGGGACAUUGAGAAGGAGAUUGAGAAGAGGCUGGUGCAGGUGGUGUUCACUGUUCCGCGAGAAAGACUGCGCGUCGUUAACGGCGACGAGACGGACCUCGACCGGCAGGAAGGGGAGGCGGAAAUGGUGGACCCGGAAAAGAGGGUCAUGCUGUCCGAGGAAUCGUCCUCAAAGCCGGAGCCAUUGCGCAUCCGUAAGCAAAUGCCGAGUCUCGAGAAGAUCAAUACCAACGUGGGACCUGCGGCUCCCCUCGUCUUGGGAAAUGCCAAGGGCUCCGGAAGGGCAGACGACCCCUGGUCCCCGGCGCCAGAGCGGACCAGGCCGACGCUGUUGCAGGUGCCCUCGCCAGAAGAGGGCGCGGCACGACGAGGCUCCGGCGGGAGCGGCGAUGCCGGUCUAGGAGACACCAACGGGCGACACUCGGCUACGAUUCACACGGCGGAGGCUGUGCGGUUUGCGAGGCCGCGGACCAAGGUGCUGGAGAUGGUGGAGAGUUUCGAGACGAAGGGUAGGGAGGGGAGU
Sodiomyces alkalinus F11 is the source of this 3456-nucleotide messenger RNA. RefSeq lists its product as hypothetical. The annotation marks the transcript as partial. NCBI's taxonomy places the organism in Eukaryota, Fungi, Ascomycota, Sordariomycetes, Glomerellales, Plectosphaerellaceae. The record is from RefSeq and is a predicted model, not a curated record. The transcript has 3 exons. Gene Ontology annotation, molecular function: protein binding.